This is a messenger RNA of Xiphophorus maculatus (southern platyfish), 2972 nucleotides long. It is a transcript of the gene dcun1d1, whose product is annotated as DCN1-like protein 1. Gene Ontology annotation, molecular function: cullin family protein binding; ubiquitin-like protein binding; ubiquitin conjugating enzyme binding. Gene Ontology annotation, biological process: positive regulation of ubiquitin-protein transferase activity; protein neddylation. Gene Ontology annotation, cellular component: ubiquitin ligase complex. The record is from RefSeq and is a predicted model, not a curated record. NCBI's taxonomy places the organism in Eukaryota, Metazoa, Chordata, Actinopteri, Cyprinodontiformes, Poeciliidae. The transcript has 10 exons. The coding region runs from base 1718 to 2590 and encodes 290 amino acids.
UAGUCUGAAGGAGCUGGGUGGGAUAUUUGUGGUGGAGGGCUGCUCUGUGAGGUGGAAGUCUGGAGGAGCUUCGUCUGCGCAGGCGGCACUCAGUCCAACCAGGCGUUUUUGCACCGCUGAACGGUUGCCAUGGAGAUUAAAGGAUUUCUCAAACAUGCAUGAAAGAAUAAAAGAAACACUCCAGGUCCUCGUCAGGUAAUCAAACACCGCCUGGAUAAGCUGUGCGCCCGGUUUCUAAGCAACGCUCGCACAAAGAGAAGAGUCCAGGCGUCGGGCCUCGACCAUCUGCCUGGGCUUUACCGAGUUCCCUGACUGUUGCUUUAUAGGUGAAGUGGCUUAAAAACGAGGAUGAACAUUUUUGAACUAUAUAUAUAUUUUCAAUGUUGAAAUAAGUCAUCCUUCCACGCAUCCGUUCUUCAUACCUGCUUCAUUUCUGCAGGCUUUCUGGAAGUCGGUGCCCCGUCUUCAGCUAGUGAGGCGGGUAAGCCGAGUUAGUGAUGAAAUCAUAGGGACAUAUUUUAUUAUAUCAAACCACCUGGGUAAAGUACAACGCCUUAAAGACUUUUUUCUUCUUCACCAAGUCGAUGUGCCUUCAAGGCAGCUUCUGUCUUAGCAAUGAGUCUGUCAGAAGCUGUUUUUGCUCUUUCAUAUUUUUUGAAAGAGCAUAUUUUGUCCUUCCCCGACAAGGAAGGGGAAGGACAAAAUAGGGGAAGGAACUCCCCCUUCCUUGUCAUAUUUAUUAAGAGCUGGUUAUGAAACAUGUUCACAUUUCCAUAGACCUUUUGCAUGACAUGGAACUUCCUCUUUGCAAACUCUCUGCAUGUAAUAACCUGCUGUGGUCAGUCUGUUUGUUGCAGAACUACAAGAAUCAACCUCAACUUCCAACAUUAGCUCACAGUGUGUCGUACUUGGAGGCUUUUGUCUAUGAGUGCAUUUUCAAACUAGUAUUUAUAUUUUAUUAACAUGUCUACAUUCCCCCCUUUUGCGUCACGUCUACCCAGAACUCUUCUCAGUGUGGAUAAUGUCAGUGUCAAAACGAUUCGUUCCUCUGAUGCAUUUCGGCUAAACACGACUCGUUCGGGAAGUUUGUUUCCGAUAGGAAAUUAGAAGCGUCUCUUUAAAGGUAAUAACGUAACGUUGGAUGAGCAUCAGUUUAAAAAGAUAAAGUGUUUUUGUGAAAAUUGUCUGACUAAGCUUGAGCUUCAGUUGCAAAGAACGGGCAAAAGUUUGCAAUGGUGGUUAUGAAAUAUGUCAGUAGUAUUGACCAAAAGAAAGGAAUCAUUUUCUCUUCCCUUUUACAAUCAUUCGUUUUGAUCCAUCACAUAAAAAAACCCAAGCAGACACAUUCCAGUCUGUUGCUGCACAGAGAACCAGAACUGCAUGAGAGCGUCCUCUGACUGAACAGAAGUGAAAGGCUGAAAGUGAAAAUAAGCCACCAGAUUCCAGACCACUAAAAACCACACUGAGGAGACAGAUCCUAAGUUUCCCUUUGUAGAGGAAGUGCCUUAAUAUUCCUCUUAACACGUAUUUCAAUGAGUUUUGAUUGAAAAAGGUCUGAAAGGGGCAACAUUAUGUGCUUUCCAGCCACAGAGAAUCCAAUCAAAGUUGCACUGAGAAGUGGCUCCUUUAAUGAACUCGACGGACAUUCAGCUCCGCCGGGUGUUUGCUGAUUGCUGCUGGCUAGUCUGAAGGAUCAGAGUCACUGGGGAGGAGGGCUAUGUUCGUCCUCAGUGGUGGAGCUGGGUCCACCCAGGUGUUUCCCACAGCUGAACGGUUGCCAUGGAGAUUAAAGGAUUUCUCAAUCAAAGCAACACUCCAGAACAAGCUGAAGUCCCUUCAGAAGGACAAAGUUCGUCAGUUUAUCAUUUUUACACAAUCCAACGAGAAGACUGCGGUGGCCUGCUUGUCUCAGAAUGACUGGAAGCUAGACGUUGCCACGGACAAGUUUUUCCAGAACCCAGAGCUCUACGUUUCAAAUACUAAGGGGGGCUUGGACAAGAAGAGGCUGGAGCAGCUGUUCAACAGAUACAGAGAACCUCACGAUCACAACAAAAUAGGCGUUGACGGGAUCCAGCUGUUCUGCGAUGACCUGGGUCUGAAUCCAGCCAGUAUAAGUGUCCUCCUCAUAGCGUGGAAGUUCAGAGCAGCAACACAGUGCGAAUUUUCCAAACAGGAGUUCAUGGACGGCAUGACCGAACUGGGGUGUGACAGCACAGAGAAGCUGAAAUCUCAGCUGCCAAAGAUGGAGCAGGAGUUAAAGGACCAGGGCAAAUUUAAAGGCUUUUACCAGUUUACAUUUGAUUUUGCCAAGAAUCCUGGUCAGAAGGGAUUGGAUCUAGAUAUGGCGAUUGCAUACUGGAAUUUAGUCCUGGCUGGGAGAUUCAAGUUCUUGGAUUUGUGGAACCAGUACUUACUUGAGCACCACAAGAAAUCUAUUCCUAAGGACACCUGGAAUCUCUUAUUAGACUUCAGCACAAUGAUCACAGAUGACAUGUCGAAUUAUGACGAAGAAGGAGCCUGGCCCGUCCUCAUAGAUGACUUUGUAGAAUUUGCACGGUCGCACAUCGGGACCAAAAGCUCCAGAGUUUGAGAAACUUUAUAUAAGUGGUGUUUGUGACCUGCAGAGGAGAAAAGAAAGGCCCAUCUUUGUUGUUUGUGGUUGAUGAGUCUAAAGACUUCAGGAUGUUUUAUGUGCGCUCAAGCCAGCUGGAGAACCAUCACCGUUUCGUUUCCCGGUCGUGGUCGUCUUUGAAGAACACGUGGAUUUACUUUGAAAUUCUAUUGGAAAUUCUUGGCUUCUUAAAGGGAUAUUGCAUUUUAAUACUGAUGUACAUUUCUUGUUUUUGUUCUUUUGUGUGUGUGUGUUAUGAUGUGUUUGUACAUCGAGCCAGUUUAAAGCACUGGAAUUUUUAAACACGGUACUGUUUAAAAAUAAUUAAGGGAUAAAUAAAAGUGACCGCCUGCUCUCAUAA